AUGGGGAUGGUAACGUUUUAUUUAAAAUUAAUGGUAUUCGUACGACUGCACUACACAGUUUCUAGCGUCUAUAGAAAUUGUGGUGGACUUCUCCGUUCUCCGAAAGGAAUUAUACAAUCUCCGAAUUUUCCUAAAGAAUUCCCGACUCCUAUCCGCUGUGAAUGGGUGAUCCAUAACAAAGAGACGUCCAAAACGCUGAUUCAUUUCACUCAGUUUUAUUUAACAAAUUAUUUUACUGUUCAAUUCUUUCAGGAAUACACGAAUUCUGAAAACUAUCGAAAUGAAUCCAAAAUGGAGAUAAUGAACGCUUAUCACGACAUUUAUACUCUGGAAAUACCGGCUCCGUAUGUGGUCUUGCGGUUUGGGGUGUACCAAAUGGGAGACAUAAAUAUUCGAGUUCUUGAACACAUGGUUGAUGUAUAUGGUUUUAACAUAACAUAUGAAUUCAUAGAAAAGGAUGCAUCUUCAGAAAAAACCACCUGUACUGCCUAUCAUUGUUCAUACCUCGGUAGCUGCUUAGCCUCUGUCGAUUUUUCGGAAUACAGAUGUCAUUGUACAGAGAAUUAUUUCGGAGAGUUCUGUCAAUAUGGACCAGACUGUAAUCCUUUGACAAAAACCAAUCGCUGUCAAAAUGGAGGAAUUUGCAGCUAUUUGAAUGGUUCCUUAAAUUAUAUUUGUGAAUGUCCGUACGGAUACACUGGAGAAUGGUGCGAAAUCAAACAAGAUGAAUGUUACUACUUAGCAUGUGAUCAAAUCUGUUUGGAGAUUCUUCCAGGGAAAAUGGGUUGUGGAUGUCAGGACGGGUACCGACUGAACAAUGAUGGAACAACGUGUUCAGUACAAGAAUUGCAAAUCGUCGAAAUGGUUACGGGGAAUGGUGGAGCAGGUUAUGAAGCUUACACAAACGAAAACCAGUUUUUAACCAUUUCAUGUAUUGUAAAGGGAGAUAAUUCCACCAGAUUCAGAUGGUACAAGGAUGGUAUGCUGGUAGAUUUCUCGAUCUCUCCUCGUAGUGCCUACCAUAGAGUGGUUAUGUCCAAUACUGAAGGAAUUAUACGUUCGGUUUUAUAUUAUGCUCAAGUAAAGAAAUAUGAUGAAGGACAAUUCACUUGUGUAGCCACCGCUGGGACAACAGAAAAACGCCGUUCUAUACAUAUAGUUGUUCUGUCGAGCCCUCUGAUCUAUGUACCAAAUAGACAGCUAAUUAUAUCAGCUAAUAACUCGAUUCGAAUUCCAUGUUUUUCCAUCAAUGAGCCAUAUAAUUCAUUUCAAUACAAAUGGUUUGAAAAUGGAGUUCCAAUAAAAUGGCAUACACCUAACCGCAUACCGGAGACGCUAUUACCAGCUGGGAGUCAGUUGGUUGCUAAAGGAAUAACACAGAAUACAAAUUUUACCUGCCAGGUGACGAACCAAGUAGGAGAGAGAAAUGUAACAAUACAUAUCUUUGUCGCCAAAGAUAUACAUCUGGUUUGUCCUGCAGAAGUAUACUUGGAUAUUCUAUGGCCGGAAACAGAGAAUGGUCAUUUUACAAAACAGAGUUGUCCUCCUAAAUUUGGAGGUUUUUCGGAGCGCUCCUGUAUUUGUGACAAUAGCAGUAAAAUCUGUAGAUGGAAUGAACCAAAUCUCCUUAAAUGUCAAUCCAAUGACUUGAUUGAAAUAUAUGACAAGGUGGAGGUACUUCGCCAGGGAUAUCGUUCCACAACAAUAACAAAGAUUUUAAAAGAGCUAUACUACUUUGCUCAAAUCCAGAACACGACAAUAAAUGUUGGUGACGCUGAACUCCUUACAAGUGUUUUACGGCGGAUUUUGGAGUAUAUGUGGGCUUUUCCAGAAGUAGCCACAACUGAUGACAGAAUUUCAUUUGAAGAUAUCAUAAAUAUAAUGGAUCGUCUUCUGACGGUAACGAAGGAUUUACCAUUGAAAAUAAAGCAGAGACUGACCCUAGGAAUAAAUAUUUUACAUAUGUCGGCGUAUUUGGCCCGUAGAUCCUUUAAACAAUUGUUCCAUGUAGAGGCUGGAAGUGGAAAUAGCAUCAUGACAGACAAUAUUGAAGUAGAGGAACUUGGAAGCCAAAGAAGCAAGUCUUUCGUAUCAAACAACUCUCAUGGUGUGAAUCUGACAUCAUUUAGAUUCCAAAAUCUUGAAAGCCAUCUAUCUGCCCAAUGGCCUUUAAGGCAGCCCAAUGUUUAUUCGUGGAGGAAUACUAGCUGCUCCAUAGUUUCUAUUGUGACAGAUGCCGUCACAUGCCACUGUGAUCUUCCAGUACUAAUAAUCAUAGUAGGACUUACCUCUAAUAUGACAAGUCCUUUCGAUGUAUCAUCCAGUCGGGCAUCCGUGGUUGUUAUUUUAAGUCACGUGAUCUCUUUAUUUGGGUUACUUGUCUGCAUUUUAAUCUUUGCAAUAAAUUGGAGAUAUUUAAUUGGUGAUCACUACGUCUUUUACUUGAGUUUCAACAUUGUUUUGUUCCUGAACAACAUUGUUUUCCUCAUGUGUCACACGGGCAUGGAAAAUAAGAUUCUUGGGUUCAUUGGUGAAAUAGCAGCUUAUUUCUUUUACAUAUCAGCAUUUUCAUUUGUAUUGUUGGAAAUAUUCCAUUUUUUCAUCUUGACAUCAACCUCAAAAGAAUAUAAAGCCGAGAAAAGAUGUUCUAGAUUCAUUAUCAUUGGCUUGGGAAUCCCAGUGGUUUUGACGGUUUUCUUCACUACUACUUCAGCUGUUUUUCCAAAGUUUUCAUCUGAUGAAAAAAUGAUGAUUUGUUGGAUCUCCAAAUCCACCUGGCAGUUUUAUGUCUUUAUGCUGCCAGUGACAUUUAUAAUUCUGGCAUUCCUUGUUUUCACUACCAUAGUGUGGAAAAUCCGUGUUAAACUUACAGAGGAAAGCGAGGUUGUGUUCAAAAGACGUUUCAUACUUAUUUUCUUGAAGUCUUUAAUAUUGUUGUCACUAACUCUGACGGAGGCUGUAUUAGGAAUGGACUUAGUCAAUGUUAAUUCUUCUCAGAUUGUUCUGCAUUCCACAUGCAAAAUUUGUUUGGCCCAUAGGAAGCAAUUUAAGUUUGACGAAGCACAACCUAAAAGAAAUUCUGGACCAGUAAGAAUAAAAGUUCAUCACGUUAUUGGGGAGGGGGGAGGUCUUUUCUUAUCCGAGGACAAAAAGCAUCGAUCGGAAAUAGAAGCAAGGAAAUACUACCAUGAAGUGAACAAAACAAAAUACACUAGAGAAAAGAAACGGGAGUUAUCGUUCCUGUUGGGGAGUUCAAACUCCACGUAUGAAAUGAGACAAAAUAGCUCAGACAAUAACGGCACCGGAAGUAGCCGGACGACAGAUACAUCCAUGGACACUAACAUUACUAAUGUAAACUCCGACAGAGAAGAAAACGCCUCGAAUUAUUCAGAGAAUUGUGAAAAUGGCAAAGGAAUCAAAGAAGACACAAGAAAUACCAUUGAAGUUCAAAAACAGGAAAUAACGAUGGAGGGGGGCAUUUCUAGUCGUAAAUUACAAAAAGAGAAAUCAUACAAAAGGGGAGAGGAGAGGACUCUUAAUUCAAACCUGAAUAUAUUGAAAACUAUAGAGCUCACGGCUUUGAUACACCAUACUGAUCGAAAUGUUGAUGUGAUAUAA
Saccostrea echinata is the source of this 3618-nucleotide messenger RNA. RefSeq lists its product as uncharacterized. The transcript has 22 exons. Gene Ontology annotation, cellular component: plasma membrane; protein-containing complex. The record is from RefSeq and is a predicted model, not a curated record. Gene Ontology annotation, molecular function: G protein-coupled receptor activity. Gene Ontology annotation, biological process: establishment or maintenance of epithelial cell apical/basal polarity; cell surface receptor signaling pathway; heterophilic cell-cell adhesion. NCBI's taxonomy places the organism in Eukaryota, Metazoa, Mollusca, Bivalvia, Ostreida, Ostreidae. The coding region runs from base 1 to 3618 and encodes 1205 amino acids.